Molecule: messenger RNA, 384 nt
Organism: Helobdella robusta
Lineage: Eukaryota; Metazoa; Annelida; Clitellata; Rhynchobdellida; Glossiphoniidae
Exons: 2
Source: RefSeq, a predicted model, not a curated record
CCUGAUGGACCAUUGUUUCCUGGCAAACCGGGUUGUCCAGGAUCACCAACUAAACCUGCAAAUCCGGUAUUACCAGUGUCUCCGGGCAAACCAUUAGGACCAGAUAAUCCAGUAGCGCCUCUAUCUCCCUGUUGUCCUUGUGCACCAGGUUGGCCCAUAGAGCCUGGUUGUCCUGGUAAUCCAGUUGCUCCUUGUUGUCCAGGAUUGCCAGAAAAUCCUCUCGCACCUUUUUCGCCUUGUGCACCAGUUGCUCCCGUACCUCCAGUAGCCCCAGCUACACCCGGAUUACCUGCUAAACCUUGUGAACCAGGUGAACCAGUGUCUCCGGGAAAACCUUUUGAUCCAGAUGGACCAGCAAGACCAGGUAAACCUACAGAUCCUUGA